GUCAAGCGCGCCAAGCCAACGCCUCCGUGGCCAAGCGUGUGCGUAUUUACCACAUUCCUGCGUGGUAUUUACGAAUCAAUAAGGCAUUAUGGCGUCUCCUUGUGCGUCGGUGUUGUCGCGGCACCAGAUUCUUUACAAGUCCAAAACACCGCCUUGGAAAGAAACGUAUCGAAACCAGUGCAGGGAGAGGCUUCGAAAAGGAAGGCAAGCCUUGUUCGACUCCUUCAGAAGUACCGGGGAUGCAUGUCACAGCGAGCAACAGCUCCGUCGCUCGGUUACAGAAGUUGUUCGGCAGGAGCUGGACAUAUUUCGAGGUGCGUCGUCUGCGAACUCUAUAGCCAGGAGUCAAGAAAGUGCGACUGCUGAAGUACCCUGGGACGAAACUGAAUUGAACGAACUGCUAAUGGAAGAGACUUUUGCUGCGUUGCUGGAGGAGGAAUACAACAUUUGGAAGCAGUACGAAAGCGUGCUGGCAUUGCAAAGUCAGGAAGUGGAUGCUGCUGUACACAUGUGGAGCAGUGAUGUUGUGGUAUGUCCCGUCUGCCUCAGAAACGAUUUGGACAAGAAAGAAGGCCGCAUAACUUGUGCUUGCGGACUAAUGAUCCAUACUGCACUGUCUUUGACAGAAGUCCGGCUGUGUGUCGAGCGCGUUAUUGAGUCUCAUUCGUCACGUUGCCCAUCGUCUCCAACUUUUUCAAUGAUCGCAGCAUCUGAACCUGCCUUACUGUGCCUUUGUAACUACUGCGACUUCAUGAGCAGCGUGCUCUGAAUCUUCUGCUCUGUUGGACGAUGCGCAAUUCAGUGUUUCCUUGGACCUGAAGAACGUAAAAAUAUAAUGUUACUGUGGCAUUACGUAAGCCAUGUUAAGUGAAUGUGUUUCUGUCCGCGAUGUACAAAAUUGUGUCAUUCAGUAAAAAGUUUUUUGAGAUUCGCUA
This is a messenger RNA of Rhipicephalus microplus (southern cattle tick), 935 nucleotides long. Its product is annotated as RPA-interacting protein A. Gene Ontology annotation, cellular component: nucleus. The record is from RefSeq and is a predicted model, not a curated record. NCBI's taxonomy places the organism in Eukaryota, Metazoa, Arthropoda, Arachnida, Ixodida, Ixodidae. Gene Ontology annotation, biological process: protein import into nucleus.